This is a messenger RNA of Cooperia oncophora, 810 nucleotides long. The record is from the annotation of a GenBank genome assembly. Lineage: Eukaryota; Metazoa; Nematoda; Chromadorea; Rhabditida; Trichostrongylidae.
AUGGUCGUCACAACGAUCUCGUUGGAUGUUGAAGGCGUACUGUUUAAGACGUCAGUUUCAACCCUGACCGCAGUCAAAGGUAACUACUUCGACCGACUACUUCAGAAUGGCUGGAGAGAUCACCUUGAUAAGCACGGUCAUCUUUUCAUCGAUCGCGACGCGACGAUUUUCCCGUUGAUCUUGAAUUAUCUACGAGAUGGCAGCAUUCCUUUACCACGUGACGAGUAUUACUUGGAAAGAAUUCUCCGAGAAGCAAGAUUCUUCAAAUUACAUGGUCUAUCACGUGACAUAGAGAAAAGGAUGGAAUAUGUUGGAAGACAGAAAACCCGAGAAGCACCGAAACCACCACCUGCUGCAGAAAGUUCUACCCUUACCUCGCCCAAGAUCGAGGAAUCAUUUCCUUCACCUCCACACUCGUUUACAGAAAAAUCGCCUGCCAGAGUUUCCGCAACGUUGGAAACACCACUAGUUCCUGCACGACGGAAAGGCAAAAGCGGCCGAAACCUUGAAUCAAUCAGUCUUCCACGGAAUUUCGCACAUAUCGCCCAUGUUGGAUGGAACGGUGGCGGUGUGAUUUUUGACGAACGCCUACUCGACAAACACAGCACUGUACCGGCAAUAAUCGAUGCAGCGAAUAAAAUCGAUAUCAAUCCCGUCUACAACAUGGUAAACAGUGAGAAUGGAUCUGACAACAGUCAUACUGUUGAAGUGGUUCUAGCCGGCUCACUGAUGCACACCAAGGAUCCACUCUACAGUAAGCUCCCGAGAAAAGCGGCUAAAAUCCCUCCAAGACGUCCAGCCGAAACAUAA